Echinops telfairi (small Madagascar hedgehog) is the source of this 2029-nucleotide messenger RNA. RefSeq names its product ubiquitin conjugating enzyme E2 I (gene UBE2I). The record is from RefSeq and is a predicted model, not a curated record. Gene Ontology annotation, biological process: protein sumoylation. NCBI's taxonomy places the organism in Eukaryota, Metazoa, Chordata, Mammalia, Afrosoricida, Tenrecidae. Gene Ontology annotation, cellular component: nucleus. Gene Ontology annotation, molecular function: SUMO conjugating enzyme activity. The coding region runs from base 69 to 545 and encodes 158 amino acids. The transcript has 6 exons.
UGGGGGCCCCUGCAGGUGCUAUCCCCUUCCGCCCACCUGAGCCCCGAUGUCCCUGCAGAACUUGGACUAUGUCGGGGAUCGCCCUCAGCAGACUUGCCCAGGAGAGGAAAGCCUGGAGGAAGGACCACCCCUUUGGAUUUGUGGCCGUCCCAACGAAAAACCCUGACGGCACGAUGAACCUCAUGAACUGGGAGUGCGCUAUUCCUGGGAAGAAGGGGACCCCAUGGGAAGGAGGCCUCUUUAAGCUGCGGAUGCUCUUCAAGGAUGACUACCCAUCUUCCCCUCCCAAGUGUAAAUUUGAGCCCCCGCUCUUCCACCCGAAUGUGUACCCCUCGGGCACCGUGUGCCUGUCCAUUCUGGAGGAGGACAAGGACUGGAGGCCAGCCAUCACCAUCAAGCAGAUCUUACUGGGAAUACAGGAGCUCCUAAACGAACCAAAUAUCCAGGACCCGGCCCAGGCCGAGGCAUACACGAUCUAUUGCCAAAACAGAGUGGAGUACGAGAAGCGGGUCCGAGCACAAGCCAAGAAGUUCGCGCCCUCAUAAACCAACCAUGUGACGCCAGGAGGAAGGGAGGGGCUUGGCAAGAACUUGUUUACAACACUUUGCAAACCCCGUCGCUAUGUACAAUUCUCGUCACCGAGGGGGCCGGCGCUGCCACCUCCUCCACCACUGUCCACUCGUCUCGAUUUGCUCACUUGCCCCCGUUUUUUCAUACAGGGUCUCUUCCUUCGGUCUUUUGUAUUUUUGAUUGUUCUGUAAGACUUGGCUUUUAUUUUAAUAUUAAUGUCAGUGUUCCCACUGCUGUACCAAGAUAAACUUUUCUACUCUGGCGAGCCCCUAGGCGCUAGUCCCUCUGCGCGGACGCAGGCAUGCUUCAUGGUGUCGGCGCUGAGCUUUGCUCCUGCUGGCCGGCCGGCCGGCUGACACAGUCACUUUUCCUGUCUGUCUGUGGCCGGCCAGCGCCCGAGUCCGCACCACUCCCCGUGUUCUAGGACGUUCUGUCUGUGUUGCUGUUUAGGGUAAUAAACUGUUUCUAUAAAGGUUCUGUUGCCUUCUCGUCAUUCACCCAAUGCCAGGAGGCAGCCGCCCGGCUCUCAGCAGUGCCGCUAGCCGAGCCGGGUGGUGUGAUCCGGCAGCACCCUUGCCAUGCUGCUGAACCGAGGCCCAGACACUCUGCCUGCCAGUGAAUGACCAAGAGGAGCCACUGACCAGCACCCUCCUCAGCACACCUGUGGACGCCUGCCAGGACCCACAUGCUCCAUGGACUGGGCACCAAGCUGCUCUCAGGACGCCACCUACCCAGCUACUGGGGCAGAGCAAGCACAGUGCCCCCACCAUGUCUGCGAAGGCAACCUUCCUGUGUGCUCUGACCGGCCUGCCUAAAGUAGUUACAGAGACUGCAGGCCCCUCGAUUGGCAACAUGCGGGGCCCUGGGCUUGCCCCCUUGGCCACACCUGGGUCUUCUCCAGUGCAGGGACCAAAGGGUGGGAAUGAUACUCCGUGGAGCCCCAGGGAGGCCUGGUCAGUGGCACCCAAGAAGAUGCAGCAUGCACCCCAGGCUUGAUGGUGUCAGCCAACUGGCCGAGAUCCCCUGGGCAGUCAGCAUGGCACCAACUUGCCCCUGGACUUGGUAACCUGGGAGUUGACUCGGAAGGUCCCAGUUGCAUGCAGACACUUCAGCCUGGGGGCCGAGGUGCAGGUCUACCUGCUUGCUGGAUGGAAGUCCGAGCCACCUCGUCACUGUUGCCUGCAUCACGGCCGCUGCCUGUUGUCACCAAGUUGUCUGCAGUGACUAUGUCUCUAGCCAGCUGGAAUGAUCUCCGCCUGUGAAGUGUCCCUUUUGUAGCUCAGCCCCCAGCUUCGCAUAGCCGAGAACUGUGUACCACGAGACACCUGGCGCCGGGCCGCUCUGCCCCUACUGCAGGGUGAGCACCUUCCUGCAUGGACCACCAUGCGCUGGUCAGCAGUUGUGACUGGUGACCCGCCCUGUGUAUGUGAUCUCACAUUAAAGCCUUUCCACAAACCUC